Molecule: messenger RNA, 3915 nt
Organism: Megalops cyprinoides (Indo-Pacific tarpon)
Lineage: Eukaryota; Metazoa; Chordata; Actinopteri; Elopiformes; Megalopidae
Product: segment polarity protein dishevelled homolog DVL-3-like
Exons: 16
Coding region: 340-2499 (719 amino acids)
Biological process (GO): intracellular signal transduction; canonical Wnt signaling pathway
Cellular component (GO): cytosol
Molecular function (GO): frizzled binding
Source: RefSeq, a predicted model, not a curated record
AAAGAAAGAGAGAGAGAUCAGCGAAUGCACGGCCCAAGGCCCUGGAAAAGAACGCACCGUCGAGAAUAACUUUACUCCUGUAAAUUGGAGGAGGUAUCAAAGGAAAGGGAUAUACAGGUGAAAUAUUGGCCCAUUUAAAGAAUCGCGGUCGUUUUUGUUACACUUCAUUGGUGUUGUUCGUUAACCGGCCAUUCGGGCAGCAGACCCGUCUCCAGCGCAGACAGGGCAAAGGAUUAACUCCAGCCAGAGAGUCGAGCCAGAGGGGAGCCGGCGCCGGGGAGGCAGCUAGAGCGACCUGGGGCUGGAUGUGCUCGGCUUCCCCCUCCCCAGCGGCCCGCAAUGGGGGAGACCAAAAUUAUCUACCACCUCGACGACCAGGAGACUCCGUACCUGGUCAAGCUGCCCAUCGCUGCGGACAGGGUCACUCUCGCGGACUUCAAAAAUGUCCUGAAUAAACCCAACUACAAGUUUUUCUUCAAAUCUAUGGACGAUGACUUCGGGGUGGUGAAGGAGGAAAUUUCGGAUGAUAACGCGAAGCUGCCAUGUUUCAACGGCCGAGUGGUGUCCUGGCUGGUGUCGGCCGAUGGCUCCCACUCAGAUGGGGGCUCUGUGUGUGCAGACAGCCAGGCAGACCUUCCCCCCCCUCUGGAGAGGCCUGGAGGCAUCGGAGACUCCAGACCCCCCUCCUUCCAUGCAAAUGCGGUGGGCAGUCAGGAUAACCUGGACACGGAGACGGAGACUGAGUCGGUGGUGUCGCUGCGGAGGGAGAGAGACCGAGAGAGAGAGAGGGAAAGGGAGAGGCCGCGCAGGAAAGACACGCACGACCAUGGUGGGAGGAUGAACGGUCACUCGCGGCCAGAGCGGCGUGCGGACCUGGCGGGGUAUGAAAGUUCUUCGACAGUGAUGAGCAGUGAGCUGGAGUCCACCAGCUUCUUUGAUUCGGAGGACGACGACUCCACCAGCCGGUUCAGCAGCUCCACGGAGCAGAGCACCUCGUCCCGCCUGAUGAGACGGCACCGCCGUCGCCGACGGAAACCCAAAGCGUCACGCAUGGAGAGGUCAUCCUCGUUCAGCAGCAUCACAGACUCCACCAUGUCACUGAACAUCAUCACUGUCACGUUAAACAUGGAGAAGUAUAACUUCCUGGGCAUCAGUAUAGUAGGACAGAGCAACGAGAGGGGCGACGGCGGCAUCUACAUCGGCUCCAUCAUGAAGGGCGGGGCCGUGGCGGCUGACGGGCGGAUAGAGCCGGGGGACAUGCUGCUGCAGGUGAACGACAUCAACUUUGAAAACAUGAGCAACGAUGACGCGGUGCGGGUCUUAAGGGAGAUUGUGCACAAGCCAGGUCCCAUCACCCUGACUGUGGCUAAGUGCUGGGACCCCAACCCCCGAGGCUGCUUCACACUGCCACGGAAGUUGAACUAUAUGACGUACUGCCCCGCCCAACCAGGUGAGCCGAUCCGGCCCAUUGACCCUGCUGCGUGGGUGUCCCACACUGCGGCCAUGACGGGGGCGUACCCAGUGUAUGGUAUGAGCCCAUCCAUGAGCACCAUCACCUCCACCAGCUCCUCCAUCACCAGCUCCAUCCCUGAGACUGAGCGCUUCGACGACUUCCACCUGUCAAUCCACAGCGACAUGGCGACUGUUGCCAAGGCGAUGGCCUCCCCGGAGUCGGGACUGGAGGUGCGAGACAGGAUGUGGCUAAAGAUCACCAUUCCCAACGCCUUCAUAGGGUCGGAUGUUGUGGACUGGCUCUAUCACCACGUGGAGGGCUUCACUGACCGCCGGGAGGCGCGCAAGUACGCCAGCAACCUGCUGAAGGCCGGCUACAUCCGCCACACCGUCAACAAGAUCACCUUCUCUGAGCAGUGCUACUACAUCUUCGGAGACCUGUGUGGCAACAUGGCUAAUCUCUCCCUGCAAGACCACGAUGGCUCCAGUGGAGCCUCUGACCAGGACACCCUCGCCCCCCUGCCCCACCCCGGCGUGGCCCCCUGGCCCCUAGCCUUCCCCUACCAGUAUCCCAUCCCUCACCCCUACAACCCCCACCCCCUGCAUGAGCCGCCCUACAGUUACACCGGAGGCGGGGGUAGUGCGGGCAGCCAGCACAGCGAAGGGAGCCGUAGCAGUGGGUCAAACCGCAGCGGGGGCGGCAAGAAGGAGGCUAAGGGUGGAGCAGGGGGGGUGGAGAACAAAUCAGGGGGCAGCGGCAGCGAGUCGGAGCAGAAGAGGGAGAAAGCCCCCAGCGAGCGCUCCGUGGCACCCCCUAGCGAGCACAGCGUCCGCAGCACCCACAGCCUGCGCAGCACCCACUCCCACAGCCUGAUGUACGGCCCCUCCGGGCUGCCCCCCCAGCCGCCGCCGGGCGCCGCGCUCGCCCCACCCGGCUCCCCCCCGGGCCGCGACCUGGGCUCCGUGCCCCCCGAGCUCACCGCCUCCCGCCAGUCCUUCCGCAUGGCCAUGGGAAACCCCAGUGAGUUCUUCGUCGACGUCAUGUGACCCGUGUCAGGUGACCCUGGGGGACAGACUUAGAUGCUUCCUUUCACCAGGAGAAGGGGAGGGUGAGGAUGAGAGUGAGAGAGAGAGAUAUGGAAGGAGAGAGGGAGAGGACAUGCGGCUCUCUUCUCUCUCGGUCGUGUGUCUGCUACUUUCUUCAGUGAAGAAGACAGGAAUCAAAGUGACUCUCAUUUCACGUUUUCCUUCUAGCCUCUUUUAUGCCCUUUUUUUCCAUGGGUCCUAUGGUCGUGGCAGAUUUUUUUUUCUCUUCCCUUUCGUUCUCCCUGUGUCUCCCCCGGCUUCACAUUUUUUUCUUUGUCUAAAAACUUAAAAGCAAGAGAAGAAGGAAGCGAGGAAGAGCAGGAACAGGAAGAGAGAGCCCUCUCUGAUUCUUAAUGACUGGAUAAAUGACUCAUUUCAAAAUGAAUGAAAUCAAAAACAAAGACUAACGCUGACUGAGAUGAUUGUUGUUUUGUUUCUUUUUUUACUUAUCUAUAGAAAAAAUGGAGAGAGUGAGAGAAAGAGAAAAUCUGAAUAUUUUAGUGCCAAACACUAUAUAGCAGGAGUUUAUUUGCCGUUGCCUCGCAUCUGCAGGGAGAAUGUGUGUGUGCAUGUCUGUAUGUGUGUGUGUGCGUGCAUGCGUGCACGUUAGAGAGGCAGAGAGUCCCUUGGUGAGACUGUUGUAACAGAUAUGAUUUGUCUGUCUCUUGGAGAUGAAGGUACCGUUCAGCCUUUGUAUACGUUUUAUUUCAAGAGUAAUUUGCAGUAUUCUCCCCCUCCACAGACAUACACGCACACUCUCACAAGUGUCCCAGCAUUUGCUUCUGUUGCCAUGGAAACAGCCAUCCAGAGUUUCACAUUGGUCAGUCAUGAACAUUCUGGAAUACUGCUCCAUUCAAUCGGUUGGGAGGUAUCGGUGCCGGUAGAAUCAGUCGUCCACAUGUAGCAUGUUUUCAGAUGUGGAAUUCUGUAUAUGUGUUAUCGGUAAGAAAUGCAUGUGACUGUGGUGCCUGGCCACUAAGUGCAAUGUUCAGCAUGUCUGCACAGGCUAGUUGGCUGUAUAAACUGAUACAUAACAAGACAAAUACCCAAAUAGCCGGACGUGGGAACGUAUAAAUUUAAUAUAGCAUAUGUUUGCCUUGAAAGUUGAAGUAAACUUCAGUUUGCCUGUGACCAGUUCCUGUCAAGAGUGUUUGCUGUGUGUGGUUCCUCAUUCAGCCAGCACCCUGUGCUCCUGCUGAACUCAGCUAGGCAGUUCAUCAACCUCUCUUUCUCCCACUCUCACUGUCCCAAAUACAUUUCAGCCGGUUUUAAAGAGUUUUUUUUUUAUUUGUCAUCAUUAACAUUAACAAUUCUGUAUCUCUUUUUCCAGUUUGUCUCAUUGUAACUUUGUACAUUUUCCACUUCUGUUCAUUUACA